AUGAUGCUCAUUGCGGCAAUCUUCAUCCUUGUACUCGGCCUGAUGCUGGGCAACGCUGAAGCUAUCCACACUAUCGCUGGCGUCCCCAUGGCUAUGAUCCGCAACGUUUGCCUCGGCGUAUGGACCUGCUUCACAGCCCUUCUUUUCGCCAUCUCACUGUACAAUGCUAACGGCCAUGCCAUCUACGCUCUGGGGCACUUGGUCGCUAUCUUUGUCGUACUAGGUUUCUUCGCCUCGUACUUGCGCUUCGAGCCGACCUCUCUGCACGUCUGGGGCCCGCUCGCCGUAGACUUGGGUAUCGUCCUCAGCGUCGGCACCAGGGCUGCGUACACCGGUGCGGACCGUGGCAUUCUCCGAGAUCUCCUGGACUUCCUUCUCGGUUAUCCCCCGCAUCGCGGCGGUGAAGAUAACAGCGUCAACAACGGACAUGAACUCAAUACCCUGCUUCCCCAACCACGACAUGCUCCCCGCGGGGAGCAAAACGUAUAG
This is a messenger RNA of Trematosphaeria pertusa, 489 nucleotides long. RefSeq lists its product as uncharacterized. NCBI's taxonomy places the organism in Eukaryota, Fungi, Ascomycota, Dothideomycetes, Pleosporales, Trematosphaeriaceae. The record is from RefSeq and is a predicted model, not a curated record. The coding region runs from base 1 to 489 and encodes 162 amino acids. The transcript is spliced from 3 exons.